Molecule: messenger RNA, 2966 nt
Organism: Mustela lutreola (European mink)
Lineage: Eukaryota; Metazoa; Chordata; Mammalia; Carnivora; Mustelidae
Product: acyl-coenzyme A synthetase ACSM2B, mitochondrial-like
Exons: 14
Coding region: 120-1856 (578 amino acids)
Biological process (GO): acyl-CoA metabolic process; fatty acid biosynthetic process
Cellular component (GO): mitochondrial matrix
Molecular function (GO): fatty-acyl-CoA synthase activity; fatty acid ligase activity
Source: RefSeq, a predicted model, not a curated record
CUUCCUGGUCAGCUGCAUUCUUAUCAAAGGCGGUAGGGAUUCAGGAGCUGUCUGCUCAGGUGGAGGGCGGACCAAGAGACCCCCAGAGAAACUUCCCAAAGGACUUGGCAGAUCUGACCAUGCACUGGCUGUGGAAGCUCCAGCAGGUUUGCAUCCGAUGGGGGACCCAGAUGUCUAGUCGCACUGUCCACCUUCAUACCAAGCAACUGACAUCCCUGCAGUGGGGUCACCAGGAGGCCCCUGAGAAAUUUAACUUUGCUAGUGAUGUGAUAGAUCACUGGGCUAGCAUGGAAAAGGCUGGCAAGCGACCUCCAGGCCCAGCCCUCUGGUGGGUGAACGGUGAUGGGGAUGAAGUAGUGUGGAACUUCAGCCAACUGAGGGAACUCAGCCAGCAGGCAGCCAAUGUCCUUUCGGGGGCAUGCAGCCUGCAGCCUGGGGACCGUGUGGCGGUGGUGCUGCCCCGCGUGCCUGAGUGGUGGCUGGUGACUCUGGGCUGCAUGCGAGCAGGCCUUGUCUUCAUGCCCGGGACUAUCCAAAUGAAAGCAAAGGACAUCCUCUACAGGCUGCAGGAGUCUAAAGCUAGGGCCAUCGUGGCUGGGGAUGAAGUGUCCCAGAUAGUGGACACCGUGGCCUCUGAGUGCCCUUCUCUGAAAAUGAAGCUACUGGUAUCUGAGAAAAGCCGGGAUGGGUGGCUUGACUUUAAGACUCUACUACGAGAAGCAUCUACCAAUCAUUGCUGUGUGGAGACUGGAAGCCAAGAAGCAGCUGCCAUCUACUUCACCAGUGGGACUAGUGGUCUUCCGAAGAUGGCGGAACACUCCCACGCCAGCCUGGGCAUCAAGGCCAAGAUGGAUGCUGGCAAAUGGAUGGGCCUGCAAGCCUCUGACAUAAUAUGGACCAUAUCAGACACAGCUUGGAUACUGAACAUCUUGACUUCAUUUCUGCAACCUUGGAUAGCAGGAGCGUGCACAUUUAUCCAUCUUUUGCCAAAGUUUGACCCAGAAGUCAUUCUAAAGGUGCUGUCCAGCUACCCCAUCAACAACAUGGUAGGAGCACCCAUCAUUUACCGGAUGUUGAUACAACAGGAUCUUUCUAGUUACAAGUUCCCACAUCUACAGAACUGCUUCAGUGGUGGAGAAUCCCUCCUUACAGACACUUUGGAGAACUGGAGGGCCCAGACGGGACUGGACAUCCGAGAAUUCUAUGGCCAGACAGAAACGGGACUCACUUGCAGAGUUUCCAAGACCAUGAAACUCAAACCUGGUUACCUGGGAACUGCUAUUCCCCAUUAUGAUGUGCAGGUCUUGGACGACAACGGCAAGAUCUUGCCUCCUGGUACACAGGGAGACUUGGGCAUCAGGGUAAAGCCCAUCAGACCUAUAGGCAUCUUCUCUGGCUAUGUGGACAAUCCUGAGAAGACAGCAGCCAACAUUCGAGGGGAUUUUUGGAUCCUUGGAGAUCGGGCAAUCAAGGAUCAAGAUGGCUAUUUCCAGUACCUGGGGCGGGGAGAUGAAAUCAUUAACUCUAGCGGGUACCGGAUUGGGCCCUCAGAGGUUGAGAAUGCACUGAUGGAGCAUCCGGCUGUGGUUGAGACGGCUGUAGUCAGCAGCCCUGACCCUGUCCGAGGAGAGGUGGUAAAGGCAUUUGUGGUCCUGGCCCCAGAGUUUCUGUCCCAUGACUCUAACCAGCUCACCAAGGAGCUGCAGCAGCACGUGAAGUCAGUGACAGCCCCAUACAAGUACCCAAGGAAGGUGGAGUUUGUCUCAGACCUGCCCAAGACUGUCACAGGGAAAAUCCAGCGGAAGAUUCUUCGAGACAAGGAGUGGAAGACAUCUAGGCAAGCUGGGCCCCAGUGAGACCUGUAUGGGCAUCACUUUGGGUGCUAUACUUCUACUUACUUUCAUUUCCCUUUGGGCCUUCUGCCUUCCUCUGCGGAUAUGAGAUUCCUCAUGACAAUACAACAGAUUUCUCUCUUUCCCUGGUUAUUAGCAUAAAAUCUUGCCAUAUUAGAUUUUGAAAGAAGAAAGUGAGGGAAUGAAAGAGUGGAAAGGAGACGGGAGGAGAAAAGAGGAAAAUCAGAGUAAAAAUGAAACCGUGGGGGCGCCUGGGUGGCUCAGUGGAUUAAGCCGCUGCCUUCGGCUCAGGUCAUGAUCUCAGGGUCCUCGGAUCGAGCCCCGCAUCGGGCUCUCUGCUCAGCCGGGAGCCUGCUUCCCCCUCUGUCUCUGCCUGCCUCUCUGCCUACUUGUGAUUUCGCUCUCUGUCGAAUAAAAUAAAUAAAAUCUUAAAAUCACAAAUACUUCCCCCAGUAUUCCUGAGCCUGAGCUGCUCUGUUUAAAAAAAAAAAAAAAAUGAAACAGUGAAAGCCAUUCGGAAAGAAAAGGAGGGAGGCAGGAAGGUGGUGGGAUGGAGGAAUAGGGGAAAGAGAACCGGAGGAAGGGAGAGAAAGAGAAGAAGGAAAGGAGGGAGGGAGGAAAUAAAAGCUCAAUAAAAAUCGUAAGAGUGACUGAUGAAGAAAAAUGAUGGAAGCUGGGAGAAGGGAGAGCAACUAACGAUUAGUCUCGCAGACAGAAAAACAGACAGUGGCAGAGUCCAGCAGAACCCUGCAUCUUAGGAAGGAAAUGAAGGGUCAAAUCACUUCAUCUCAACCCUGGACAAGGGUCCAUACACACAGGCUCACGCACAUGGAUAGGACAGUGGAGCCCUCUCCAAGUCACCCCAAACCUCAGGACAGUCAUGACCAGAGGAGGGAAAUCUCCAUUGAUUGAGCACGUGCCAUAUACCAGACACUGUCCUAGGAAUUUUAUAAAUACUAUCAUGUUUCACCUCUGUGUGGCAUUUACAAACCUUGGAACAUAGGUGUAAGAACAAUAUAGGCACCUCAAAGAAAGUGUCCCUUCCCCAUGGCUCAUGUUUGUGGUAGUAUCUCCUCUUCCUAUAAUCACGUAAUAAAAUUAUUUUACAAUCAA